Molecule: messenger RNA, 2875 nt
Organism: Agrilus planipennis (emerald ash borer)
Lineage: Eukaryota; Metazoa; Arthropoda; Insecta; Coleoptera; Buprestidae
Gene: Caf1-105
Product: chromatin assembly factor 1 subunit B
Exons: 5
Coding region: 223-2610 (795 amino acids)
Biological process (GO): nucleosome assembly; DNA replication-dependent chromatin assembly
Cellular component (GO): nucleus; CAF-1 complex
Molecular function (GO): protein binding
Source: RefSeq, a predicted model, not a curated record
ACAAAUAUUGUCCUGUUUUUAUUUUUCUGGAUUUCUGUGUGCUUAAAACGGCUUUACUAAUUUCGGUAACUUAUUUUAUAUUAGACACAUAGAGCUCUUUAAAUUAUUAAUCGAACACGAUAAGAAGUUUGACGGUAACGAGUUAAAUGUUUUUGCUGCUUAGUAGGAAGUGAAGUUUCAUAAGUUAAAUUAUCAUUAAAUGGGAGUGGAUGUACAAUAAGAAUGAAGUGCACAAUCUCAGAAAUAUCGUGGCAUAAUAGGGAUCCUAUUUUAAGUGUAGAUAUUCAGCAAAAUUCCAGUGAUACGUUUAUUAGUUUAGCAACCGCCGGUGCUGAUUAUCACAUUUUUAUCUGGCAAGUUUUAAUAGAUGAAUGUAGCAAAACUAAUCUGGAAGCAAUCAGUGACCUAACAAGACAUCAAAGGCCUGUUAACAUUGUUCGGUGGUCUCCAUCAGGGCAAUAUUUGGCAUCAGGUGAUGAUGAUGCAAACAUAAUUAUUUGGCAACUAAAGACAGAUAGCAUUCCUUCAUUGGAUGGUGAAACCAAUGACAAAGAAACUUGGAAUGUCUUCAAGAUAUUCCGAGGGCACAAAGAAGACGUUUACGAUUUGUGUUGGUCUCCAGACAACUUAAGAUUAGUGUCAGGAUCUAUAGAUAAUACCGCUAUCAUUUGGAAUUUGGGAAAAGGCAAGAACGAGCACAUUUUUGCAGAGUCCAAAGGGUUUGUGCAGGGAGUUUCCUGGGACCCAAAAAACCAAUACAUUGCUCUGUUAAGCAGUGACAGGGUCUGCAGGGUAGCAGACCGCAUUACAAAACAAAUCAAGUUUAAGUCAUUUAGGGGACAUCUGCCAGUCCCAGAAUCUCACAGUUUAUAUGAAAAGGAUGUCAAGUAUUUUCACGAUGAUACAUUCAAAUCAUUCUUCAGAAGACUGAGUUUCUCACCAGAUGGUAACUUGUUGGUAGCACCAUCUGGAUGUAUUGAAUCAGAAGACUGCCGAAGAUACUUAAAUGCCACAUACAUCUACACAAUGGACUCCUUAUCAAAACCUGUGGCUGUUCUCCCCUUGACAAAACAAAGUUCGAUUGCGGUACGUUUUUGUCCAGUAUUUUUCGAGCUUCGAUCUGAGGGCCCUAAACCAUUCAUAGAUCUUCCUUAUCGUAUGAUUUUUGCUGUUGCAACAGAUAAUGAUGUUAUUUUGUAUGACACCCAACAAAUGACACCCUUUGCAAUCCUCCAAAAAAUACACUACACCCGAUUAACCGACUUAACUUGGUCUGCUAAUGGAACCUUACUUAUUGCAUCGUCGACUGAUGGUUUCUGUACCAUCGUCACGUUUGAUGAGGGAGAAUUGGGGCUGCCGUAUACCCUGGAAGAGAGUGAACCUGAGGAAAGUCCUCUUGAUGUACCUGAGAAUGAGAAAAAAGAAAAAGAUAUCGAGAGGCCUACAGCUGUUAAUGUUCUUCAGGUAAAAAGGAAAAAGGUUGAAGAUGCUAAACCCAAAAAAAUGAAUCUGUUAGAAAAUUGGGCUAUCAAAAAUAACUAUUCUGAAAAAUCUAAAGAAAAAAGUUCUGAAGAAAUUGUAGAGGAAAAAAAUAGAGUUAACAUUAUUCAACCCAAAAGGACUAAGCCUGAGUCUGAAGAAGCAUCAGAAGCCUCUAAAGAAAGAAAUAGAGAAGAAAAUAGUAAAACGCUGAAUGAUACCGAAUGCAAAAUUGUAAAAGGAAAACAUGAAGGAAUUAACGUUCUUCAACCAAGAAGAAAGAAAAGUGAAGAAAAAGCACUAUCUAAAGUGCCUGUAGUUGAAGAAACACCAGAAGUAUUUAAGGAAAGAAAUGCUAAAACGUUAAAUGAUAAUAAAUGUGUAACUUUAGAAAGAAAAUUUGAAAGAAUUAACAUCCUUCAACCCAAAAGGAAAAAAAGUGAGCAAAAGGAAUCUCCUGAAGUGCUUGUAACUGAAGAAACAUCAGAAGCACUAAAGAAAAGAAAUGCUGAAGAAAACUGUAUAACGUCGAAGGAAGAGAAAUUUAAGACAAUUAACAUUCUACAACCCAAAAGGAAAAAGACUGAAGAAGCAACGUCGUCUGCAUUAAUUGUAACUGACGAAUCAGAAAAAUUAAAAGAAACAGAUACUGAAAAAGCAGAUAAGACGUUAAAUGAAAAUAAAAGUAAAACUGUAGGAGAAAAAUCUAAAACUAUUAGCACUCCUCAACCUAAAAGAAAAAAGUCUGAAGAAACGGCGACGUCUGAAUUAAUUGUAAUUAAGGAAGCAUCAGAAGGUGUUGCAGAAGAAGACAAAACAAAAAGUAAAAUUGAAGGAAAACUUAAAAAAAUAAACAUUCUUCAACCCAAAAGAAAACAUACUUCAUCUGAAGAAACACCAAAAGAGCUUAAAGAAAGGAAUACUGAAGGAGCAGGUAAAUCAAUAAAUGACAAUAAAUGCACAAUAAAAACGGAAAAAUCGAAAAAAAUAAACAUUCUUCAACCCAGAAGAAAGACUGAUAAAUCUAAAAAGAAUGAAGUUGAAAAGAAAAGUAAGGAAGAAAACACAGAAAAUAGCAAACCAAGAAAAUCCAAUAUUUUGGAACAGUGGACGUUAAAGAAGCCUAAGUAAAAUUAACAUAAAAAGAACACUUCAUCUUAAGGAGUGUCUGUAACGAUGUAAUUGAAAAUUUCUCCAACAACUUGAAGACAAAAAAAACAACCCUGUUAGAGUAGUAGCCAAUGAAAAGAAUCGAGAAUUAAAGGAAAUUAUGGGGUAAAGUACAAAUUGUUUAAGGAACAAAAAGCAUUUAAUAAGUUUUUUAAAACGGGAAGUAAUUAAAUCAAUCUCAAAAAGGGCUUUGCAAAAGGUUGUAAAUAUUAUCUGUUUUAAAAAA